Solea solea (common sole) is the source of this 6438-nucleotide messenger RNA. RefSeq names its product kelch-like protein 10. Lineage: Eukaryota; Metazoa; Chordata; Actinopteri; Pleuronectiformes; Soleidae. The transcript has 13 exons. The record is from RefSeq and is a predicted model, not a curated record. The coding region runs from base 3991 to 5715 and encodes 574 amino acids. Gene Ontology annotation, molecular function: protein binding.
AUUAUCAUUAUAUAAUUAGGUAUGUUCAUUUGUAAGUAAGGCACUCAUGGGUGCUGCAAGUUUGAGCAACUUAAUGCAUGCGUUCCUUUAACCAAACACUCCCAAGUCCACCAGUAACUACUACUACUGACUUUCCUCUCAUUUCCUUCCCUAAAUCUCACUCCCUCUGACACAGUAUGUGUCGACUCCUCCCUCUUCGUCUCUUCAUCAGGCAAGUGUCUCUUCUCAACUCACUCACUCAUCUCUUCUGACCAGCAAACAAGCACAGAAGCAGCCUUUCAACCUCAUUCCAGAAUGCCUUUUGGAGGAGAAAACAAGUGUGGCCUCUGCCAGAAAACUGUCUACUUGGCUGAAGAAGUGCAGUUCGAAGGGAAGAGAUGGCACAAGUUCUGUUUUAAAUGCGUGGACUGUAGUAAGAGAUUGGACAGCACAGCGUGUUCCGAUGAGGAUGAGGUCUACUGCAAGUCAUGCUUUGCCAAGAAAUACGCACCAAAGGAGUAAGGACACAGGAGGACGCUAAAUUCAGACGACCAACUGUCUAAUGUUGUACAACCUGUCUUCAAAUAUGCCUUGUUGCCAACGUACAAAAUAAACCUCAGGAAAAAAUGGUGGGCAUUUAUGUGGUCUUCAGUGUUUUUUUGUGUGGGUGUCCUCCAUCUUGAACAGCGUCCGUUUGCCAGACAAGGACGUGACGUGAGCCAGAGAAUCUCUAAGCUGAUAGGUUUUUGUGUCAUUGCACAUUGUUUAAAAAUUAAAGUUUCUUUCUCUAGCUAAUGGUGUUCCCAAUUAAACACAAAAUUCCCUGACAUAUUGUUUUCUUACAUGGAACCUCUGCUUGGGCUUUCUUACAUGAAACAAAAGUUGAAAAUUGUGGAAUGUAAAGGUAAAGUUUAUAUUUAAAUGACGGCGUAACAACAACCAAAUGAAUGUACCCUACCUUUGAUAUUAAUUUGACUUUUAAGUUUGAACAGAAAUGAUGAUAGAUUGUGUUGUCAUGAUGAUGUCAAAUUAAAGGCUUACUUAACACACACACACACACACACACACACACCAUGAGAGACAAGCAGUGGCAUGCACAGGUAGACACUGGGUGGUGCUAUAGCACCUGCCGCUGCCCUCUGGACCAAGCAAGUGCCCUUUUGAAAGUUUGUUGUUAUUUUAAACAGUGUAUGUGGCCAAUGCUGACAUGAUCAUCUAUAAAUUCUCGACGAUUAAAAGUGUGUGAUAAUAUUGCCCCUCUCUUCCUUUGUCAACGUAAACGCGCAGAGCGGGCACAAACGGAGGCGCGUUGCAGCAGCAGUGCACAUCUGUGCAGUCAACAGCAAAGUUUAGAAUAGACGUGUGCACACUGCAAGCACAAUUUGCAAAAUGUACUGUAAUAAAUAAUAGUAAAUGGUCAUAAAAAUAAAACAUUGUUUGACAUGUCUGGCCUGGACUUCCAUAUAACGUACUUCUCAAUUUCUUCUCCUGUAAGAAAGUGAGAAGUCUCAGUGUGGUCAUGGUGGCUUUUGGCACAUCUGGGAAAUUAUGCAUUUCCAAGGCAGGUCCCUCCAUUGCAGGUCUGACUGUCCAUUGCUGCAACAGCAGCAGCAGCAGCAGCAGCAGCACCACCCCCAUUGAGAACUUCACUCAAGUAUGUGUCGACUCCUCCCUCUUCGUCUCUUCAUCAGGCAAGUGUCUCUUCUCAACUCACUCACUCAUCUCUUCUGACCAACAAACAAGCACAGAAGCAGCCUUUCAACCUCAUUCCAGGAUGCCUUUUGGAGGAGAAAACAAGUGUGGCCUCUGCCAGAAAAUUGUCUACUUGGCUGAAGAAGUGCAGUUCGAAGGGAAGAGAUGGCACAAGUUCUGUUUUAAAUGCGUGGACUGUAGUAAGAGAUUGGACAGCACAGCGUGUUCCGAUGAGGAUGAGGUCUACUGCAAGUCAUGCUUUGCCAAGAAAUACGCACCAAAGGAGUAAGGACACAGGAGGACGCUAAAUUCAGACGACCAACUGUCUAAUGUUGUACAACCUGUCUUCAAAUAUGCCUUGUUGCCAACGUACAAAAUAAACCUCAGGAAAAAAUGGUGGGCAUUUAUGUGGUCUUCAGUGUUUUUUUGUGUGGGUGUCCUCCAUCUUGAACAGCGUCCGUUUGCCAGACAAGGACGUGACGUGAGCCAGAGAAUCUCUAAGCUGAUAGGUUUUUGUGUCAUUGCACAUUGUUUAAAAAUUAAAGUUUCUUUCUCUAGCUAAUGGUGUUCCCAAUUAAACACAAAAUUCCCUGACAUAUUGUUUUCUUACAUGGAACCUCUGCUUGGGCUUUCUUACAUGAAACAAAAGUUGAAAAUUGUGGAAUGUAAAGGUAAAGUUUAUAUUUAAAUGACGGCGUAACAACAACCAAAUGAAUGUACCCUACCUUUGAUAUUAAUUUGACUUUUAAGUUUGAACAGAAAUGAUGAUAGAUUGUGUUGUCAUGAUGAUGUCAAAUUAAAGGCUUACUUAACACACACACACACACACACACACACACCAUGAGAGACAAGCAGUGGCAUGCACAGGUAGACACUGGGUGGUGCUAUAGCACCUGCCGCUGCCCUCUGGACCAAGCAAGUGCCCUUUUGAAAGUUUGUUGUUAUUUUAAACAGUGUAUGUGGCCAAUGCUGACAUGAUCAUCUAUAAAUUCUCGACGAUUAAAAGUGUGUGAUAAUAUUGCCCCUCUCUUCCUUUGUCAACGUAAACGCGCAGAGCGGGCACAAACGGAGGCGCGUUGCAGCAGCAGUGCACAUCUGUGCAGUCAACAGCAAAGUUUAGAAUAGACGUGUGCACACUGCAAGCACAAUUUGCAAAAUGUACUGUAAUAAAUAAUAGUAAAUGGUCAUAAAAAUAAAACAUUGUUUGACAUGUCUGGCCUGGACUUCCAUAUAACGUACUUCUCAAUUUCUUCUCCUGUAAGAAAGUGAGAAGUCUCAGUGUGGUCAUGGUGGCUUUUGGCACAUCUGGGAAAUUAUGCAUUUCCAAGGCAGGUCCCUCCAUUGCAGGUCUGACUGUCCAUUGCUGCAACAGCAGCAGCAGCAGCAGCAGCAGCAGCACCACCCCCAUUGAGAACUUCACUCAAGUAUGUGUCGACUCCUCCCUCUUCGUCUCUUCAUCAGGCAAGUGUCUCUUCUCAACUCACUCACUCAUCUCUUCUGACCAACAAACAAGCACAGAAGCAGCCUUUCAACCUCAUUCCAGGAUGCCUUUUGGAGGAGAAAACAAGUGUGGCCUCUGCCAGAAAACUGUCUACUUGGCUGAAGAAGUGCAGUUCGAAGGGAAGAGAUGGCACAAGUUCUGUUUUAAAUGCGUGGACUGUAGUAAGAGAUUGGACAGCACAAUAGCGUGUUCCGAUGAGGAUGAGGUCUACUGCAAGUCAUGCUUUGCCAAGAAAUACGCACCAAAGGGGUAUGGAUACGGAGGCGGAGCUGGGCUUCUGAGUAAGGACACAGGAGGACGUUAAAUUCAGGCGACCAACUGUCUAAUGUUGUACAACCUGUCUUCAAAUAUGCCUUGUUGCCAACGUACAAAAUAAACCUCAGGAAAAAAUGGUGGGCAUUUAUGUGGUCUUCAGUGUUUUUUUGUGUGGGUGUCCUCCAUCUUGAACAGCGUCCGUUUGCCAGACAAGGACGUGACGUGAGCCAGAGAAUCUCUAAGCUGAUAGGUUUUUGUGUCAUUGCACAUUGUUUAAAAAUUAAAGUUUCUUUCUCUAGCUAAUGGUGUUCCCAAUUAAACACAAAAUUCCCUGACAUAUUGUUUGAUUACAUGGACCCAAAGUUGAAAAUUGUGGAAUGUAAAGGUAAAGUUUAUAUUUAAAUGACGGCAUAACAACAACCAAAUGAAUGUACCCUACCUUUGAUAUUAAUUUGACUUUGAAGUUUGAACAGAAAUGAUGACAGAUUGUGUUGUCAUGAUGACGAUGUAAAAUUAAAGGUUUACUUAACACACACACCAUGAGAGACAAGAGAUGAAUUCAAAUGACUUUCAGAGGCCAAAGUAUCCCCAGACCACAUUCAACGUUUGAUAAGCAUCGACUGGGGGGUAAAUUUUUGGACGCAAUAAUAAGAGUCGAGGGUGUCGAAUACAAAGUCCACAGGAUAAUCCUGUCUGACUGCAGUCCUUACUUCACUGCUCUCUUCCAGUUUCAGUCGCCCGUUGACAUUAAGGUUUCAGACAUCAACGGCCUGUCCACUGACAUAAUGGAGCUCAUUGUGGAGUACGCAUAUACCAGCCAAAUUCAUGUGACAAAGGACAACGUGCAGGACUUAAUGCAAGCAGCUGAUAUGCUCAGCGUGACAGCUGUUGCAGAAGCAUGCUCAGACUUCCUCUGUGAGCAGAUUUCACGAGAAAACUGCAUUGGAAUGUGGCAGUACGCUAAAUUCUACUUCUAUACUGAGCUGAGGGACAGGGCUUACCGCUACAUUAAUGAUCACUUUGAUGAGGUUUUCCCCUGUGAGGAAUUCCUAUAUCUCUCUAUGCAAGAGCUAAGUGCAAUCCUUGGUAGAGAUGAUCUAAAUGUGAGGAAGGAGUACAUAGUGUUUGAGGCCAUCCUUCGCUGGAUAGAACACAACCCUGAAGAGCGAGAAAGGCACAUUGUUGACCUUUUGUCUAAGUUCCGGAUGGCCCUGACAAGCAUAGAUUACAUUCAAACAAAUGUGUUGUCCAAUGAGCUGGUGGAGACCAAUGCAGAGUGCAAGCUAAUGGCCACUGAUGCCAUCCACACCAUUGAGUACAUUACCCAAACACCCAGCAUGUCUUUUUUACGCAACACUCUUGCACGUCCUCGUCUGCCCAAUGCCAUCAUGUUGGCCACUGGGGGCUGGCGGGGCGAGAACCCUGUUGAGGCCAUUUGUGCAUACGAUAUAUUUAGUGACAGCUGGGUCAGUGCACCAUACAAUUUGGAGUAUCCGCGGGCCUAUCAUGGCACCGUCUUUCUCAAAGGGUACCUUUAUUGUCUAGGAGGCUCUGCACGGGAAGAGUAUUUUAACAGUGUGAGCAGGCUGGACCUACGCACACACAGAUGGGAUGAGGUGGCACCAAUGUACUACAGCCGCUGCUAUGUGAGUUCAACAGAGCUCAACGGGUUCAUCUACGCCAUGGGAGGCUUUGAUGGCCACUCUCGACUGAACAGUGCCGAGCGCUACAAUCCUGAUGCCAACCAGUGGAAACGUAUUGCACCCAUGCACCAUCCGAGGAGCGAUGCCAGCUGCACAACACUACAUAAUAAGGUUUACAUUUGUGGUGGGUUUGACGGGAAUGAAUGCUUGCAAACCGCUGAAUGUUACAACCCAGAGACCAACCAAUGGACAGUAAUUGCCCCAAUGAACGAAAGGCGUAGUGGAAUUGGAGUCAUAACACUUGCAGAUCAAAUCUAUGCAGUUGGUGGUUGUGAUGGGACACACCGUCUGAACACUACCGAGGUCUACAACCCACUGCAUAACACCUGGAACCUUGUAUGCCCUAUGAUGACCACUCGCAGUAACUUUGGCGUCGAAGUGAUUUACGAUCAGAUCUUUGUCGUUGGUGGAUACACGGGUACUGGCACCACCAGUCAAGUUGAGUACUAUGACAGUACAGUGGAUCGGUGGUAUGGGGCCUCUGAAGUGACAUACCAUGGCAGUGCACUGAGUUGUUGUGUGCUGUUUGGACUCCCGGACAUUACUAGUUAUGCCGUCCCUCGUGACUCCCUGCCUUUCAUUUAAUUUGGGGUUGGUAUGGUGUUGUCAAAGGACUAGCACGCUGAUGCCGUGUGUUGAAAAAGAACUUCUGAGAAGGAAAGAAACGGAGGCAAUAUUGCAACAUUAAGGAUGCCAACAGCCAUAAAACAUCAAAGUGACACAAUUAUAUAUAGAGAAAGUAUAUAUAUAGAGAAACGAAAGAAAUGGAAGGCAAUAAUGCCAACUGCCACAAAAAAAAAGAUGAAGCAGUGAUCACUUCCAAAAGGGCACCACUUAGUUCAUCUCUCAAAAGUAAUUCAACAUGCCAGUAUCAUAAGAAUGACAAGUCAGUGAGUCACUGUUUACACAGAAUUACAACACAGUCGACACACAUUCUCUACCCAUUUAUGGGUGCAUAGAGAAUUGUUUGGUUAAUCGAACACUUCAACACUUUCAAUAGUGAAAAUCAUGAUGACACAAAAAACUCAAAAUAAUAUAUGCUUGACAGAUCGACAACUGGUUCAACCAAUUUGCAUGUAACCUUUGUGCCUGCAACAAAUUCCUCCCAUGUUCUGAACGGUAAAAUUAUCCAGACAACCAUUAUAUCAUGUUUUGAUCUAACAUAAAAUGAAUAACGCAGGGAUCAGCGGACAAUUACACAAAAUCAUGUGGAUGAAUUUGCCAGUCCAGCCUUCUGUAUGAAAGACUGAGGAAUUAUGUGAAUGAUGUGCAGUUGUGCAUAAAUGGUAAAAUUAGGUUAAACAAGUA